UCUAUCAUGCAUGAGGCCAUCACUGGCUAAUGCAGGCAUGGAAAAAGAAUAUAAAUGCCCUUUCUGCCUUUGUAUUGAGACUGGAGCUAUUUUUAAGAAUGGCAGACAUCCUUUGAUAUCUAGGGAAACACGCCUUGAACUAAAGAUGUUCAACGAACUUCUGUGUGAUGCCAUGGAUUUUUAUGCAGGGAUUACAGAAACAUAUAUAGUACAAGAUAUUGUAGAUCAAGCUUUGGCAUGCAAGUCCCACUUAACUGACAUAGUGAAUCGUGUACUUGCAUAUGUCAACAAAGAUCUUAGUUUCAUGUCUAAAAAUCUUUUGAUUGUUUUGAAGGUAGUAUUUAUUUUCUGCCAACCUUUGUUUCUAUUACUUCAAUUUUGCCUCAGUUAGAUUUUGUCCCUAAUUAUUUUAAGAUAUUAGGCUACAUACAAUCCAAGGGAGUUUUUCACAGUAACAAGUUUUGGGAUCAUGCACCUUUUUUUUUCAUGCACUCGC
Messenger RNA from Magnolia sinica, 496 nucleotides. RefSeq lists its product as uncharacterized. The transcript has 3 exons. The record is from RefSeq and is a predicted model, not a curated record. Bases 11 to 391 code for a protein of 126 amino acids. Lineage: Eukaryota; Viridiplantae; Streptophyta; Magnoliopsida; Magnoliales; Magnoliaceae.